Chara braunii is the source of this 890-nucleotide messenger RNA. Lineage: Eukaryota; Viridiplantae; Streptophyta; Charophyceae; Charales; Characeae. The record is from the annotation of a GenBank genome assembly.
AGUUGACAGGGUCUUACCCUGUGGUCCUUACAAGAGUCAGUCAGUGGGCCAGUGUCUGGGUAGGUCUGCGUGGUGAGGAGUGGGACUUUUGUCGUGCACCUGACACCACGAUGGAUGACAAUCCGAUGUAUGGAUUGCUUUGGGUUCUCCCUCUGGGGGACCCUUUGGUGUCUCCCUAUUCGAAGGAGGAGGAGGAGAAGAUGGCCGCCAUACUGAGAGAGACGAAGGAGGAGGAGGAGGCCAAGAAGAAGGCCUUAGUGGAGGAGCAGGCGGCCAAGUUGGAGAAGAUUGAGGAGGAGGCUGCCAGGGAGAAGGAGAGAAUAAAGAAAGGAGAAGAUGAGAAGCUGAAAGAAGUGGAAGAGGAAGAGGAAGAAGAUGAAACGCCACUGCAAAGAAAGAGAGGGCAAUACAGUGGCAGCAGAGAUGAGAAGAGGAUGGAGUGGAAGCUGGCAGUGAUGAGGGAGAAGAAGAGGAGAGUGGACGCGGCAGCGGAGGCGGCAGAAGAAUUGGAGGAGGUACAAAAGAUAGAAGAGCAAUUAGCCGCCCAGACUGAACUCCCGAAGCAAAUGCAAGUCGUAGCCCGAAACGUUGCACGCCUAGCACGGAUCCAGGCGGAGCAAUAUGACUUCAGUAGGAGUCAACAUAUAGUUGUGCGUUCCAUACGACUGGGAUUUCGAGACUUUGCUCGUGAGUUGGUGGGAGUUGUAGGGGCCGAGGUGGGCCACCGCCUCGACAAGACUGAGCGGUUUUGUGCUGGCGCCAUUGAAGGCGUCAAGGCUAAAAAAUCAUUGUCAAACAUGGCUAUCUUCUCUUUUUUGGUCGGCGGCCGGUCAAAUACAAAGGCCCUUUAGGGCCCAAAUUUCCCAUGUUGUACUAAAUUACUUAUAGAG